This is a messenger RNA of Kockovaella imperatae, 866 nucleotides long. RefSeq lists its product as hypothetical. The transcript is spliced from 5 exons. The record is from RefSeq and is a predicted model, not a curated record. The coding region runs from base 59 to 754 and encodes 231 amino acids. Lineage: Eukaryota; Fungi; Basidiomycota; Tremellomycetes; Tremellales; Cuniculitremaceae.
UGUUUGUUUGCUCUCACACACUUUGUUUGUCAUUUAACUGAUUGCUUGACCGCUCGACAUGACUCCUGCCCAAUCCGCGAUAUUGAAGCUGCUGGCCGACUAUGAGCAGGCAAUUGGGCCUUACGAUAUCAAAGACAGCAACUCACUCGUUGCCUUCAGCGCCUACUGCCAGGGUGUUGCGGCCUCAACCCAUACAUCAAACAGACGACCUUUGGGGGAAGUCUCUGUCAACCAGAGUGGUCAUACCACCAAUGAGUUCUUUUGCUCGACUCCCAAACGAUCUCGAACCAAUAGACGCAAGGCCGACACUGUGGACCACAACCAACGUCAGCGAGGCUACCGAGAGGAGCAACAAAGCGACACCGCCCUGCUCUUUGACUUCAAUGAAUUGGCUGAAGAGCUAGCCAGUGCGACUGAGGACUCGGAUGAACACUCUGAAGCCGUCGUCAGAGUUAGGCGAGAGAUUGAGGUUCUACACGAGGAUUUUGUUGAAAGAGGCCGCCGUCUCAAAGGGCCAGGUCUACGAUAUCACCUUGGUGCAGCAUUCUUCCUCAACCUUCCGUUCGAAUAUCUGGACCACAUUCUCAAUCGACUUGAGCCUGAUGGUGGUUCAAAGAAGGAGCUUUCCUCUAAGGAGGUGGCGAAGCUGAAGUACUACCUAGGAAAAGCCAGUUUGUUUCCUGCGAAGACCCCGGAUAUCGUCGAAUGGCAGAAGACGCAUCAGUAUUUGUUUGUACAAAAAGUGAGAGAGUAGUAUAGAGGAGUAUAGAGCAGCAUCCUGUAGUCCUGAAGAGAUCAAGGUGGACUCCUUAUGCUUACACUACAUCUUCCUACAAUCGUCUGAGAGAUGCGAUAUUAGAUCAUGG